Molecule: messenger RNA, 1083 nt
Organism: Heteronotia binoei (common prickly gecko)
Lineage: Eukaryota; Metazoa; Chordata; Lepidosauria; Squamata; Gekkonidae
Gene: CFAP90
Product: cilia and flagella associated protein 90
Exons: 3
Coding region: 73-540 (155 amino acids)
Source: RefSeq, a predicted model, not a curated record
GGGGAAGAGUAUUGGGAACCAGCCAGUCUGCUUGCCUGCCUUCCAGCAAAAUAAAUUCAGCUUGGCUACACAAUGCAAGGAGCCCAGGAGGAGGAGGAAGAAGAGGAGGAAGAACAAGAGGGAGUCAACGAGACACUGAUCCGGAAACAUCAGCUUCCACUGUCCGCACAGUCUGCUUUCAGCUAUGUCCCACCCCGGCGCAUGGACCCCUCUGAGCUCAGUUAUUUUCACCAAGAGUGCAAGACAGGAACUGUUUCCUUGUAUGAUUGCGUCUUUAAAAGACCCAUGGGCUAUGAUGCAAAACUCCAUCGAUGUGACAGAGAGCAUGCGAAAAGCAGAGGACUUCAUAUCAAUGAUGAGGAAAAAGCAAGACCAAUGCCUGUCUUAGACUCCUCUGUUUACGGGAGACGCAUUGACAAGCCUGUGGAAGAACUGAUCCGAGAUCACGUGCGCAUUAACCGUGUGCAAGCUGAGUUCUAUAGGAAAAAUGGGAUCACUUGCUUGGCAGAAAAAUCUAACCGAAGCAUUGACCCAGUCUAAGGCCUCCUGUCCCACCACAGAAUGCUCGUUUGCCUUGGGGUCAGUCUCUCCUUCCCCCCGUCUUAUUCUUUAUAGGUUGUGGAUGUGAUUUUGCAUCCCUCCCAGUGCUGUGUCAUCCUAGGAAUUCAUUACAGAAUUUUAAAGCUGAAUUAGAUGGGCCAUGACUUGCUUUGAUGUGCUACAGGCUAUAAACUUGAGCAAUUAACCGCUUAAUUGAUGUGAGCAGCAUAACAUCAGAGGAUGCCACUUAGAAAAUGUUGCAGUCGCUGCUACAAAGAGGGUUUGGGUUGUAUUUGGCACAUCCCCGCUCAGUGAAGUAGCUACGUGUCCUUCCAUCAACAUCUUCCUCGGCCACUUCUCAAGACCUGAAAGAUCUAUAGGUUUCCAGGCCAUUUUGGAGCAUGACAGUCAGAUCUUAGAAACCGGCAAGCGGUCACCCCCUACCCUUGCUCAACUGUGACUUUGUUUUUAGUCUUGGAAACGACAAGGCUGUCUUUUUUGUGCCAAUGUUGUACCAGUUAUAAAAGCAGACAUUCUCCUCAA